GUUUUCCGUUAUUUCCCAAUCAACAUUAGGCUCGUCCCCGAACCUUAGGUUCGUGUAGCCUAACCUUUCAACGGCCACGAUCUCAUCGCGCUCUCGCUUCCACCUCUCAAAAGCCUCACACUCGUAAGCCCAAGAGAGGAGUUCCCUAUUACUCGCUCGGACUACUUUCUCUCUGACUCUCGAUCCCUUGUUGUUCUUUCGUGGCGGCGACCUAUGGCGGAGCCGGAGCAUGCUGGUGAGCAUGAAAAGGAGGCUGAAUCUUUGAUGGAGAAGAUCAGCGAGAAGAUCCACGGUCAUGAUUCGUCUUCAUCGUCUUCCGAUUCCGAUGAUGACAAGCCAUUGCCCGCUGAUUCUGUCAAGGCCAAGAUUUAUCGGCUCUUCGGGAGGGAGAAGCGCGUUCAUAAAGUCUUGGGCGGUGGAAAACCUGCUGAUGUUUUUCUAUGGAGAAACAAGAAAAUAUCCGCAAGUGUGCUUGGUGGUGCUACUGCACUGUGGGUCUUUUUUGAAUUGCUAGAAUACCACCUGAUCACUCUUGUCUGCCAUGUUUUGAUACUCGCUCUGGCUAUCUUUUUCUUGGGGUCGAAUGCAUCUACCUUUAUCAACAAGUCUCCACCACACAUACCAGAGGUUACACUUCCCGAGAAGUGUGUCCUUGAAGUUGCCUCUGCUAUCAGAUUUGAGAUCAACCGUGCAUUGGCUGUUGUUCGAGAUAUUGCAUCUGGCAGAGAUUUGAAGAAGUUCCUUAUUGUUGUGGCUGGUUUGUGGAUUUUGUCCCUGGUGGGGAGCUCCUUUAACUUCUUGACCUUGUUCUACAUAUCCUUUGUUCUUCUGCACACAGUGCCAGUGCUCUAUGAGAAAUAUGAGGAUCAGGUUGAUGCAUUUGCGGAAAAAGCAAUGAUUGAGAUCAGGAAACAGUACGCAGUGUUUGAUGCAAAGGUUUUGAGUAAGAUUCCCAAAGGGCCGUUGAAGGACAAGAAGAAGAAUUAGAUAUUAUAUACGCCUAUAUGGUGGUAGUACCUAUUAGCCAUGUUGGCACCUGUAGCUAUUUUGUUAUGGUGGUGUUCUGGCUCGUCCUUUUGAAUCCCUCUUCUAUCUUGUGUUUCAGAACUUUUGUUUGCAGUUUAAGAUAGAUAUGACACUCAGCGUCACAGUUAGUCCUUACAUUUUCAAGAAAUGCAGCUUGGCACUCGUUGCUGCCGUAGUAUUUGAUACGGAAGUACUUGCUCAUUUUUGUUCUUAAUAAUUAGCAAAUAUUUGACUGAA
Tripterygium wilfordii is the source of this 1263-nucleotide messenger RNA. Its product is annotated as reticulon-like protein B1. The transcript is spliced from 5 exons. Lineage: Eukaryota; Viridiplantae; Streptophyta; Magnoliopsida; Celastrales; Celastraceae. Bases 214 to 987 code for a protein of 257 amino acids. The record is from RefSeq and is a predicted model, not a curated record.